GUCGAGACGAGAACGGAGAGCGUCAGACGAGUCUGCUAGUUAUGCAGUAAUGGAGAGGCAGGAGCGAUGGAACAACGGAAAACAUGGAUAUAUGGAAUAUUGUGUUAUGUACUUUCAUUUACCUUGACGUUUUACAUAGGGGAAUGUAGAGAAGUAAAUAAAAGCAAGAAAACUCCAUUCUUUCAUCGACACCAUGAUUGCCUUGUUACUCUAUUUCACAAUGGUCAUAUCAUAAACACUACACUAGUAGAUGGGGUUCAACAUCUGGAGAAUGUAACUGUCCAGUUUUUAGCCUUUGGUCAUCACUUCGUAGUGGAUCUCAACCAAAACAAGCAGCUCUUUACUGAGACUUAUGUAGAAAAGUUGGUUCAUUCUAAUGGUCAGACAUCAGAAUCUACUCAGACAGCAAAUAAAGAGAACUGUUACUACCAUGGCAAACUACGUUUUCACUCUACAUCAGAGGCAGCCUUAAGUACAUGCCAUGGAUUAACGGGAUACAUAACAAAUAAAUAUGAAACCUAUCAUAUAGAGCCACUCAAUGGAAGAAUACAUAGAGUUUACAGAAAUCAAGAUCAGAAAAAGUUGUCACUUCGAUGUGGCACUGAAGGCCAUGAUUCUAGGUUACAUAGCCAUCAAACAGUUGUCAAGCGACAUAAACGCAGCAUUGAGCUUCCCUAUGACAGCAACAUUAACACAAGAUAUGUGGAACUUUAUCUGGUCAAUGACUACAGGACAUUUGAAAGGCACGGCAAAAAGACAGAUAUUAUCAUCAAAAGAUCCCAAGACAUAGCCAAUAUUGUUAGCAGUCUCUACAGACAGUUGAACAUCUAUGUAGUGCUUGUGGGCGUUGAGGUGUGGGUGGGAGGUGACCAGGUCAGUGUGACUGUCAGUGCUGACAACACCAUGGAAAAUUUCUUACGCUACCGCAAAGAAAGAAUCAACCCAUACCACCACAAUGACAAUGCUCAGCUUAUUACUGGUAUCUUCUUUGAACAUGGGGUAGUUGGUAAAGCCAUUAAAGGGCCUAUCUGCACCCACCAGUACUCUGGAGGGGUCAACAUGGAUUAUGGCGGAGUUGUGACCCUUGUAGCCACCACUGUAGCUCAUGAGAUGGGACACAACUUUGGUAUGGAACAUGACAAUGAUACUAUGUGUGAAUGUAGAGAUGAUAAGUGCAUCAUGGCUGCCACCAGUGGCCAAAUCAGUCCUAAGAGAUGGUCAUCUUGCUCUCAGAAUGCCCUGGCUGAAGCUUUUGAUCUGGGUAUGGACUACUGCCUACGUAAUCUACCAACAUCUGUCUACGGUGGUCCUAUUUGUGGAAAUGGUUUGAAAGAAGAUGGAGAGGACUGUGACUGUGGUCUGAAACAAGAUUGUGCCAAUCGCUGCUGUAAUGCUACAUCCUGUAAGAUGUUUUCAGCUGCUCAAUGUGCUUCUGGGAUGUGUUGUGAUUUUGACUCUUGCAAGGUGAAAGAAGCCUCCACAAUGUGUCGUGCACCAACUGGUGAGUGUGACCUUGGUGAGUUCUGUGAUGGGGUCUCUGAGAACUGUCCUGCUGAUGUCUUUGUACAGAAUGGGGUUUCCUGUAAACAUGGGCAGAGUUACUGUUAUAAUGGUCAGUGCAAUACUCACACUGAACAGUGCAAGUUGUUAUGGGGUGACAGUGGACGAGUUUCGGACCCCAUUUGUUUCCAGCAGUUGAAUAUGAAUGGUAACAAUGAUGGUAAUUGUGGCUUCAACUGGACAACAGUCAAAUACAAGCGCUGUGAUAAAGAAAAUGUCAUGUGUGGACUGUUACACUGUGUUCAUCUCAAUGAGAAACUCAUGUUCUGGAGAGAUAACUUGGCCAUUGAUAUGAGGGCUUCCUUUUUGUCAAGGGGCAACAAACAGUAUGUCUGUCGAUCUGCCAUGUUGGAUGUUGGAUUGGACAUGCCAGAUCCAGGUUUUGUGCCUGAUGGUGCUAAAUGUGAACAAGAUAAAAUCUGUAUCAACCAACAGUGUGUUCCACUGGCCAAGUUAAAUAUAGAACAAUGUGCAGACAACUGCCAUGGUCACGGACUGUGUAACAGUAAAGGCAAUUGCCACUGCCACUCAGGCUAUGGUCCACCUUUCUGCGACAGACCUGGCUAUGGUGGCAGCAUUGACAGUGGACCUGCUAGUAAUGAAUAUGAAACAGACUCUUUCCAAACAUCCAAAAAGGAUGUCUUGAUUACUGUUUUGGUAGUCUUACUCCUGAUUGUCCCCCUUAUCAUAGUGGCUGUUGUAGCCUUUUUAAAGAGAAAACAAUUGGAGAAAUGGUGGCAACAAAUACCAAGUUUGAAAUACAGAGUUGGCAAUAAAAAGCCCAAAUGUAAACCAUCAUCAGAUUCCAGUUCCUCAAUUAGAAAAGAAUUCAGUACAGCAUCCCGUGACAGGGAGAAUCUCAUUUUUAACCCUCAAGGUGCACACACAACAGAGAGUAAAACCAAAGUUUGGAACUCGCACACUUCACACUCUCCAGCAGCAGUGCCUCCCGAAAGACCAAAGCAGCCUCCAUCAGUGUUGAAACCUAGCUCUUCAGAGUCCAAGAACACGACAAAGAAAGUCAAAUUAUCUCUUCCUAUCCAAGAAACUGGCGGCCCUCCUUCCCCCAGCAAACAAAAGAAACCCCUUCAGUUUGGUUCUGAAAAGCUUGAAGCUAGUAAAGGUAGUCAAGCAGCUCAUUCUUCAAACUCCAUUGUUAAAAGGGAGUCAUUUAGGGGAUCAGAAAUUUCUGAACCAGUCCUGGUAUGUACAACUAACAGGAACUCUUUGGUUUUGGCAGACGGCAAUGUGGAUAUCAUCGGCCCAGAGGCCAAGCUUGUCACUGGACAUAAAGUUAAUGCUGUGAGUGUUAAGCGUAGCCAAUCAGACCGCCCAGUUAGCAAACCUGAGGUCCAUCGUCCUGUGAUUGUCCCUCCACCACCUGGUAACUCAACUUUAAAAAAAUCAGCCUCAGCAAGAUCGCCUACUAAAGUCAAUCCACCAGUCACGUCAUCAGUUGCAGGGUCUAAAGGAAAUACAUCAGGGUUUAGGCCGCGCCCAGUUCCACCAAUACCUACAGAGGAAGAGGAUGACACCCAGCCUAUUUACACCAAUGAAACAACAGACAUGAGUGAUCUUCUUUCAGCUAUAGAUGGGGUCCUGAAAGACUCCUCAACCCUCUACAGCAACAUGUCAGGCUCCGUACAAACACCAAUUCAGGAGACCUCACCUCCAGCCCCUCCAAGAUCCACACCAGCAAUUCAACCUUUACCACCUAAGCCUCCUUCAUCCACAGCUACAAGCAAGCCUGUAAGACCAGCCCCAAAUAAAGUCCCAGAUGUCUCAAAAAUAAACAACAAAUCUGCCUCUCUCAGUUUUAAUAUUGAAAGGGACAAUACAACUCAAGUCACUGACACAAAAGUCAGCAGUCAGGAUAGUUCUAAACCAGCUGCAGAGUUGAAAUCCACAAAACCUAACACAGGUGUUAAAUCUAAGAGAGAUAUAUCUUCUGAAAAUAGUGAUAAAAUCAAAGGUGCUGUCUCAGAUGAACUUCGAAGCAAAAUUAUUAAUAGAUCUAGUCCACCUAAAAGUUCUAGCACUCUUCCAGCUAAGCCUGGUUUCCAUAAACCUUUGGCAAAGCAAAAUAGUUCAAGCGGUCAGCAGUCAACUUCAUCUGUUACAUCUAAACCUACAAAGACAGACAAUGAACCUAUAAAAGCUAUAUCCAGCAAAAAUAUCCCAAGUUCAUCUACAAUUAACAAACAAUCUAAUGUCCCUAAGACAUCUGUAAACAACAGAACUAUUGCAGAUAUAAAGUCUAGUCUAGCUGCUAGGUCUAGUUCACCGACAAAUAGUAGCACUGAGAAUGAUGGUAAAAAAGUAUCUGUGAGGAAAGUUUCUGAGGCAGAGAAGUCAGUACCAUCUGCUGACAAAACAAAGUCAGCCAAGCCAGAAGGCUCACAAAUAACCCGUGUCCAGUCCAUGACAACCAAUAGACCUUCUUUGCCUCCUAAACCUGAUUCAUCAAAUGCUCCGGGAGCUCAGCCAAAACGAGUUCAGAGUUUUAGAAUUUAAUCUUUGGCCUUAUUUCCAAAUUUUUUUGUUGACCUUAGUUUCAAGUCUUGCCAUCUUUUUGUUUUUUUUGGUCUGAUAGUGUCCAAUGCUUGUUUAAUGCUCUGAUGACCAAUGGUCUAAUUUUGUAUACAUUUGAGUUUAAAUUUUGUUUUGAGUUUAAUGCUGCACAUUUGAAACCUGAUGUAUUUAUGUAAAUUAUUUAUUUUUCUAAUGUUGAUUUAAUUCUAUAGUGUUAUGCUUUUUAAUUUGUAUUCUCUAUGUCACUGCCUGGUCAUGUGGAAUGCACUCUGGUCUGUUGGCUAGAUUGUCCCAGGUUCAAAACCUAGAUGCUGCCAUCCUCCCUGACCUUUAGGAGGUUUGGGCUAGGAUGUAAUAAUCUUCAAAUCUUGAGAAGCAUUUAAAACUUGUAAAACAUACACACAAAACAAGUCGCAAUAUUUGACCCAAAGGGACAUAGAAAGUGGCUUAAUAAUAGGGGGUAAAAAAAAGUUAAUAUUAAUUAGUAUAUACAAGCUAUAGGCUUGUGAUUUUCUAGAAAUAGAUAAUUCUAAUUUGUGUAUAGGUGUCUAGUGUUCUAUAGUUAUCAGCUUAAUGGCAUUUAGCUAGUAAUUUCAGUCAUUUAUUGAUAGAUCAGAUUGUGUCAUAGAAUGACUCAUUGAAUUGAUCUUUGUAGCAAUCACUCAAUCACUUGUGUGUUUUCCUUCAAGUGGAUCUAUUCACUUUUUCUUUGUCCUCGUGAGUCAAUAGUUCUAAUGAGACAUCCUUCCUGGCCAUAAAUUCAAUAAUUUAAAGAUCUGCAAUUUUUGUUUGAUUCUAUCUUUUAUAACAUUUUGGAAUAUGCCUAUUGUAAAUAUUACCAUUAGACUUGAGUAACACCUUUAGUAAAAUCAUUCACUCCAGUACAGUAGUCUAAUAUGUAAAGUUACAUUAGUACAGAAAACAUUUUUUAUUCCAAAUUCUCAAAGUGCUCUUCUUCUGUAGUCCCAUUAGAGAAUGGAACAGGUUGCCUGAAUCAGCUAGUAUAAUGAUCUAGUAGAAUUUAAGUUUCUAAUUAACAUACUGGACUAGAUGGAUACAUGUAGUUCCUAAUGUAAUUACAUUCUUUGAAGAAAUGUCUGUAAUUUAUAAGAUACUAGAGAUAUAUUACCUGCGGGUCUUAAUUUGCGUAUCACCGUCAAUAUAGUCUCUGAGAGUGUUUUGUAAACAAUUAAACAAAAUAAUAAUGUUAAUACAAAAUAAUAAUGUUAUAAGUAAAGCGAAUGCGUAAAUAUAAAAAUAGUAUGAAUUGUGCUAUCAAAAUAGCUAAUCGACUUAAAUCCAAUUUUUCAAAUAAAAACAUUUGCUUGUAGGCCUACAAAUAUUUGAUUAAUCUGAAAGGAAUAGACUUCAUUUUGUAUGUUCAUGUGUUAAAGUAUGAAGUAGAUCUUGAGUUAGACAUAAAUCUAGGCUUGGAUAGAGUUCAUUCUGCACGAACGUGAAGGCUUCGCUCUGCGCAUGCGUGACCUUUUUUAUCAGAUACGUGAUUUAUUAACUAUUAGAAUAUAUCUCAACACGGCUUCGCAGCUUUAGCGAAUGAAUGUAUGAAAAAUGCUUUAGAAAAACAAAUCUGAAUGUUAAUUCGAUUAAAAUAUGAAAUGAAUGGACUAUAAUUAGUAUGUUCAUGUGUUAAAGUUUAAAACUAUCUUUGCAAAGAGAAGUUAUAUCAUAUUAGAGUUUUAGGCCUUGGAACAGAAAGAUGUGUUAUUGUGUAACAUUACGGUAUUGUCUUAGAAUGAAAGAAUGUACGUCAGGAAUUCUAAAUUAGCAGAUAUAAGGAAUGAAUUUAUGUAAAAAAUGCUUUUGAAACACAAAUUUGAAGGUUAAUUUUAUUAAAUAAUGAAAUCAAUGGACUAUAUUUUGUAUUUUCAUGUGUCAAAGUAAAAAAACUAUGCACAAAGUGUAGUUCUUAAAAUUAGAUCUAGAUCCUUUCGAUCUUUUCUCAUGUAAACAUGGCCUAGAUCGAAUAAAUUGCAAUGCUUUCAUAUAGUUGGUCCAUUUAAAUUUUUUUUUGAGGGUCUUAAGUUUCUUUUAGGGCUACAAUACAUACACUACAGUCCCAGUUAGAGCCCAAGGAACAUAUAGGCCAAGUUUUAUCAAGAUUGGUCAAACGGUUUUGAUUUCUAUUCGGCACAUACAUAUAUACAUACGCCUUACAUUCUACUUUAUAGUAUAGAUGAGAAAGUAAAAUAAAAAGUGUUGUUUUGAUUCAAUCUCUUAUUUCUCUUAGGUUUCUGUAAGUGAACUCAAACUGUGACCCUACUAGAGAGGACUUGUCUUUCCUCAGUAACCAUGGCAUUGUUUUAUAAGGGUUAACUUCUUGUUCAUUGCUGUGUUUUGUUGGUAUAGAACUGUCUACUAGUUGGAAACAGUUGCUAGUUGAACUAUUGAUAUACUGUAGUGUGACAUAUAUCCACUUUCAGCUCCUGUGCUACAACUAUUUUUUUUUUCAUUCCUUAACUAAUUAGUUCACUGCCUUCAUAUUUAUUGGUGUACAGAAACAUGUCAUUUGUUGAGUUGUAUUUUUUUUUAUUUAUUCACUGCAAAAAUUGUAAUGUUUUUGUUUUUGUGUGUGUAAAUCUGGUAAGUACACACACUAGUUCAAUAUACUAAAAAAUGUCCCAUAUAUUUUUAAUUAUACUUAUAAAUAUUUACAUUUACUAUACAAAGUAACCCUGAUUAUAAAAAAAUAGACCUAAAUAGCUGAACCCUUUACACAUUUUGGAUAUUGAGGUUAAAACCAAUAAUUUUUGUAUUAUUGUUGGUUAAACAGUUAUUUGAUUAGGCUGAAGUCAAGAAAGAAAAUGUGUCAAUGAGUUAAGGGCUAUAGACACUUUUUAAAUCUCUAGACAUGUUUGUGUCUAGAAGUUCUUGAUCUUUGAAGAGUCUGAUUCCAGAUAUUCAUUUGUUGGCUAUAUGAGAAACAUUGUCCAUUCAGAUCAACUUACAAUCAAAGAGAAACUAAUAGAAAUUGUUUUGCUGGUGUCAUGACAUUAUAGUUGACUUCCCCUGCCCGUUAGGGCUCUCAAGGAUUUUUACUUACUUGUGAAAUGUAUGUACCAUUAGGAUACAUUAUACUGUCUGUUGGUCCUUAUGUAACAAACCAGGAUAGAGUUUGGCUGACAAUAAUCUUAUUGUGAUUUCAUUUUAUUAAAAUUUGUUUUAUGUGAAUGACAAUUUGAAUUGCUAUUUGUGUAAGUCACUUUUUUUUUCUCAUCUUAAUGUUACCCAGAAUGUAGUGUGUGAUUGGGGCAUGAUUUACCCCUUUUUAAACCUGUUCAAAUGGAACAUGAUUGUGUAGUAUAGUCUAGAAGGUACAGUAGCUAGAACAAAUGACCCUCUCAUACACAUAAGACAAGAAGAAGAUUUCACCAGGUCUAAGACUUUUUGUUUUUGGAGUCUGAUCAAAGAUAAAACCAGACACAACAAAACUGUUUAUCUUUUUGCUUUUAUCAGGGAUAGUUUGAUUAAGCUUUUGAUUUGUCAUUAUUGUUUUAUAUAUAUUUUAUAAUAUAUGGUAAUAGAGGAAAUCCACAUCUGUCUACUUCUAUUGUAUUGGAUUUUCAAUUUUUGUUGAAGUAAAAUGAAGCAAUCCUAUACACUGGUUUAAUUAUACGAUAUUUUUACAGUUGAAGAGUACAGAAAUGAAAAAAAAUAAUUUUUAAAUGUAUAUUUUAUUUUUUAUGAUCAUUCUUACUUUCUGACCUCUCUUUUAAUAUGGUCAUUGUGCACUUAAUUUUGUGAUGCAAUUCUAGAUCACACUGCAUUUUUUUUUUAGAUUGUAUCAUUUUUGUCGUCACAAUUUUUUUUAUAGAGAAACUCCUUUUGAACAAGAUUUAUACCAUGUUUAAAUUGUAUUAUUUUCUUUGUAUUUACUUUGUCCAAGACUGUGUGAUCCAAGGCUUGAAAAGCUAACCAACAUGUUUUGUUUUUUUUCUUUUAAUGACAUUUUAGAUGGUAGCAUUUAUUUAACUAAACUAUACUUAAAGCUGAAAUUAAUUUGUAAAUAUGUUUUUAUAUAUGCAAAUUUUUGGAUUUGUGACCAAAUUUUCGUUUGAAAGCAGCCAUUAAGAAUUUAUUUUCUAGAGAAAAUGAGAGCAAAAUCUUUCAAGAGUUUUUUUUUCUCCUCACCCCCCCCCCUCCCAACAAAUUCUGUGUUAACUCAUGUAGGAUAUUUGCAUAAUUUAAGAUUAGUUUCAAAGCUUUCUGGGGGUUUUUUCUUCACAGGAAAUCCUCUAGUGGACCUUCAGGUAUGAGUGGAUCAAAGAGCUUACAGACCUUACAUCUAUUUAACAUUUGGACUUGUAUACAAUAGUUGUAAAUCAAUGGAUUUAGGAUAGACAAUCUAGUCACAUGUAUAGGCAUUAGCAUCACUGCCAAAGGUUACAGUUUACUUAGUUGCACUACACAGGUCUGAUGUCCCAGUGCUUGUGGUCCAUAUAUCCCUCUAGUAGAUUCUCAUUGUGUUUGAGCUACAAUUAUAAUUGCUCUGCCCUGCCCCUUUGAUAAACAUUGUUUCCUCUAUUGACCCAGCCCAUCUCAUAGCCAAUUGAGUGGGCUAGUAGUGUAUCCAGUUGACUAGUCUUAUCAAAAUGUAUGUUUCUACCUUUGUAACGUCUGCCUGUAUUCCUGUGAUGAUAUUUUGUAUGCUGACCUGCCAUGUGCAUCCAAUGCUUUCAACCAAUUGACUAAGAACAUGAAUGAAAUCUUAAUAAAAAUGAAAUUCAUAAGUCUGAUGAACUAGAGAUCUUUAGGCUGAUACACAUGAUUGGACUCUUCAUGAUCUUCUGCUCACUGUUACUAUAAUUAAAAAAAAAAAAAAAAAAAACUUCCUCUUUGGUUCAUCAGCUACUUGAGUUAUCUUUCUUGUUUGAGCUUGUCAUCAUAACAUGGUUUCACUUGAAUUGAUUUCUGGUUGACUUAUUUCAUUAAAGCCAUUCUCGUACCAUCGUUA
Messenger RNA from Biomphalaria glabrata, 9064 nucleotides. RefSeq names its product disintegrin and metalloproteinase domain-containing protein 9-like. Gene Ontology annotation, biological process: membrane protein ectodomain proteolysis. Lineage: Eukaryota; Metazoa; Mollusca; Gastropoda; Planorbidae. Gene Ontology annotation, molecular function: metalloendopeptidase activity. The record is from RefSeq and is a predicted model, not a curated record. The coding region runs from base 67 to 4074 and encodes 1335 amino acids. The transcript has 22 exons.